GCCGGGGGACGGGGGGACAUCGGCGGCGCCUGGGUCCGCCCCGAUCCCACAUUGCAACUGGGCCUACGUCACCGCGAUCGAUUCUAUGGGGCAGAGGGACACCAGACGUGUUCGUUGGCUGAAGGGUUUUGCUGAUAGUGCAGAAGACGACGGAGGGAUUACUGCAGCCUCUCAGGCAGACCAGGACGGGGAGAUACUCUGCCGAUGAGGUGCACAGCCCUGUAGGCCAGGACUGUCCAGUCCUGGUCCUGGAGCUGAGGCUGUACACUGAAGAGGAAGAAAUGCCUCUUUUGAGAAAGGUGAACCAGCUCCUGGUGCUGCUACUGCUCCUCCUACUGGGCUUCGUCCUGUACAGCCGAGUCCACCGGGCCGCCCCCAAGAGCAGUGACCCAGGAAAGGUGAACCAGCGCGGCGCCGCCGAGGACGGGCCCGACCAGGAGAUCCUGGUGGUCAUCUGCGCGGCGGAGGAUCGAAUGGGCGGCACCAUCGCGGCCAUCAACAGCGUGUACAGCAACACCGAGGCCCCGCUGCUGUUCUACGUCGUGACGCUGCGGGACUCCGUCAGCCAUGUCAGGAAAUGGAUUGAGAACUCCGAGUUAAAGGAAAUCAAGUUUAAAAUCCUGGAGUUCAACCCCAUGAUACUGAAGAGCAAAGUGCGGCCAGUUUCCUCCAGACCUGAGCUUCUGCACCCUUUGAAUUUUGUACGCUUCUACCUCCCAAUGCUCGUCUCCAAACACAAGAAAGUCAUCUACUUGGACGACGACGUCAUUGUUCAAGGGGACAUCCAGGAGCUGUACAGGACCGGCCUGCAGCCUGGCCACGCUGCCGCCUUCGCCUCUGACUGCGACCUGCCGUCCACCCACGAGAUGGUGCGCAGUGUGGGGAUGCAGACAACCUACAUGGGCUUCCUGGACUACAGGAAGCCGGAGGUGCGCGAGCUGGGCAUCAGCCCCGGCACCUGCUCCUUCAAUCCUGGCGUGAUGGUCGCCAACGUCACGGAGUGGAGACGCCAGAGGAUCACCAAGCAGCUCGAGAAGUGGAUGCAGCAGAACCUCAGAGACAACCUGUACAGCAGCGCCAUGGCUGGAGGGGUGGCCACGCCCCCCAUGCUGAUCGUCUUCUACCAGAAACACUCCAGCAUCGCCCCCCUGUGGCACGUCCGGCAUCUGGGCUGGAGUCCGGACACGCGGUACUCAGACCAGUUCCUGCAGGAGGCCCAUCUGCUGCACUGGAACGGCAGGUUCAAGCCCUGGGACUACCCCUGUGUGCACAUGGAGCUGUGGGAGCGCUGGUACAUCCCAGACCCCAUGGGGAAAUUCGCGCUGGUCAGGCCCAGCAGCUGAAGCUGCGCCUCCCCCUCCCUCAGCCCCGAGGUUUGGCCUGGAAAAUGGUCCUCAAGCUCUGUAGGGAGGGUGUGGCACCAGACAGGGCUCGAUAAUGGAGGUUACGUCUUGUCAAUUAAAAAGCUCGCCAUUAUCGUGUGCAGCAGGAUCAGGCCGUCCCAGUCCUGAGAGCCUUCAACUAGCAGCUGAUCCAGGGCAAAAACUAGGGAUGAUCUGAUGCAUAAUUCAUAUAAAUACUUCAAUGCAUUCAAUAUCGUCAGGGGUGGUACAAAUACCAGAGAAGCUUGUGGCUUUGGAGGACUGGUGGCGCCCAUCUCUGUUUAUGCCCUCAGGUAUUUGUGCCACAAGGAGCCCAGACAUUCAGUUAUGCCUCUGAGCAGUAUGCCUGCAUUAUUGUGCAACCACAGUCAGAACAGAGCUUUUCAAGGCCCCCAGGCACCACCGUGCUGUGACUUGCUGUGAAGAAACUUCAGUUCGAGAGCCACGCGGCAGUGUAAAAAAAUAUUUUGCUGUGGUUUGUGUUUAAAGUUAGAUGUGCAUGAGUGACUUCGCCAUUAUCAGCACUGCAGGACACGUUUACUAGGCAUGCAUCAUGUUGCAAAAAUGAAAAUGGGAUGAAUCAUUUAUGGAAAAUAAUUUUCAGGAAAGUAAAAGAAGAUGAAAAAUGUA
This is a messenger RNA of Lepisosteus oculatus (spotted gar), 2012 nucleotides long. It is a transcript of the gene glt8d2, whose product is annotated as glycosyltransferase 8 domain containing 2. Gene Ontology annotation, molecular function: glycosyltransferase activity. Gene Ontology annotation, cellular component: Golgi apparatus. NCBI's taxonomy places the organism in Eukaryota, Metazoa, Chordata, Actinopteri, Semionotiformes, Lepisosteidae. The record is from RefSeq and is a predicted model, not a curated record.